Messenger RNA from Protopolystoma xenopodis, 231 nucleotides. NCBI's taxonomy places the organism in Eukaryota, Metazoa, Platyhelminthes, Monogenea, Polystomatidea, Polystomatidae. The record is from the annotation of a GenBank genome assembly.
AUGCGGUGUAAUAGCGAGAUGAUUGAAACGUUGAAUGCCGUGCUGACUGUGAAUUUAGGGGAAUUAAAGUCUAUUAAAGACGUGAUGGAGGUGGUGGAGAAGGAACGAGGAUAUGGCGGAGAAGUGGAAUGUGGUGUAGAUGGGCAAACGGCAAAGUCGGUGAAGAGGGGUCAAUGGAAUAAGGUUGGUGAAGAUGGUGGAACUGGUAGAGAUAGAGCAGAAGAGAGGUAG